AUGGAAGCUCCUGACGAAACAUGUGCUGCAGCUUUGUCGUGCUUGCGACAAUGGUACGACUCGAUCAGCAUCCUGCCAGGUCGACGUGCAAACUAUGACGAACGCAUACCGGUCACUUCGCUUGAGAGACAACGCCAGUCUCUUAACGACCAUCCCUUCGAAUCCCCUCUGUCGGCCACCCAGGCACUGAACAAGCCCGAUGCCACCUCAGUCUUAUACCUGGGCUAUGGCUCCAACCUUUGCGCAGAGACGUUCCAGGGCAGGAGAAACGUCAAGCCUCUGUCGCAGGUCAAUGUGGUGGUCCCUAGCAUGUCCUUGUCCUUUGACUUGCCUGGGGUACCCUACUCUGAACCAUGCUUUGGGAACCUCCGUCUCCGAGAUGCCUCUGCAGCUGAAAUAGCACGUCAGGAUUGGAGAAAUCAAGAUUACCACAAGGACCAGUGGAAGAAAGGUCUCGUUGGAGUCGUUUACGAGGUGACAAAGGAGGAUUUCGUGAACAUCAUUGCGACAGAGGGCGGUGGCUCAGGCUAUAAGGAUGUGUUGGUUGACUGCUUCGCAUUAAGUGGUGAUCCCACAGAGGAUGUGCCUUGGAAGCCACAAGGCCAGCCUUUCAAAGCACAUACUCUCUUUGCUCCAGCAGAUGUAGCCAGGCCAGAUCAUUCCUACGCCCAGCCCAGCUCCAGGUACCUCAAGCUCAUCACCGACGGCGCUUCUGAACAUGCUUUGCCCCUGGAAUACCAGGCUUUUCUCCAUCGGAUCCGAACUUAUCAUCUGACCACCACAAAACAGCAGCUGGGUUCGUACAUCUUCCUCGCCAUCUGGUCUCCGUUCUUCCUCUUCAUGUUCAGUGGUGCUGCGGUAUUUCUCCGGCCAGAUGGCACAUAUCCAAAAUGGCUAGCGACAUUUUUUAGAGUUAUGUUCACUGCCGUAUGGGCGAGCUACGAUAACUUUUUCAAGCCGAUCUUUGGAGACGGCGAACGAACGAUAGGAGACAAUGAGGAGGAUGGUGACGACGCAUUGGAUGAAAUGAGAUAUGAAAAGGUACCGUUGAUUGAGCCUGUAAAUCAACCGAAGUAUGGGUCGGUGGAUGUAGCUGAGCGGUUAGUUUGA
Messenger RNA from Exophiala spinifera, 1110 nucleotides. RefSeq lists its product as uncharacterized. Gene Ontology annotation, molecular function: gamma-glutamylcyclotransferase activity. Bases 1 to 1110 code for a protein of 369 amino acids. The transcript has a single exon. The record is from RefSeq and is a predicted model, not a curated record. NCBI's taxonomy places the organism in Eukaryota, Fungi, Ascomycota, Eurotiomycetes, Chaetothyriales, Herpotrichiellaceae.